This is a messenger RNA of Vitis vinifera (wine grape), 2829 nucleotides long. Its product is annotated as ADP-ribosylation factor GTPase-activating protein AGD4. Gene Ontology annotation, cellular component: cytoplasm. The record is from RefSeq and is a predicted model, not a curated record. Lineage: Eukaryota; Viridiplantae; Streptophyta; Magnoliopsida; Vitales; Vitaceae. The coding region runs from base 124 to 2511 and encodes 795 amino acids. The transcript has 20 exons. Gene Ontology annotation, molecular function: GTPase activator activity; protein binding.
UCGGCCAAUAAACUUUCGUAAAUGACAAAAUGGCCCCUGUGCAAUUAUUUCUGACCAUUUCCGUCGAUCUCGAACUCUGAAACAGCAGAAUCCGCAACACACCGACACACAAAAGAGAGAACAAUGGCGGCUAAUUUCAUCAGGCUCGACGAUUCCCCAAUGUUCAUGAAGCAGGUAUAUUCUCUUGAACAAACAUCGGAGGACUUGAAAGAUCGCUGCCAGAUACUGUACAAAGGAUGUAAAAAAUUUAUGACAGCUAUUGGAGAGGCUUAUAAUGGAGACAUCUCUUUUGCAGAUUCUUUAGAAGCAUUUGGUGGUGGACAAGAUGAUCCUAUUAGUGUGUCUAUAGGAGGUCCCGUCCUAUCCAAGUUCAUUACUGCAUUUCGUGAGCUUGCUACAUAUAAGGAGCUUCUUCGUUCCCAAGUGGAGCAUGUAUUGCUUGAUCGGCUGAUGCACUUUAUAACUGUUGAUCUGCAUGAUGCUAAGGAGUCUCGUAAGCGAUUUGACAAAGCUAUACAUGCUUAUGAUCAGUCACGUGAGAAGUUUGUGUCUUUGAAGAAGGGUACACGCGAAGACAUUGUGGCUGAACUAGAAGAGGAUCUACAGAACUCAAAGUCAUCAUUUGAGAGAAGCCGCUUUAAUUUAGUAAAUUCCCUUGUGAAAAUUGAAGCAAAAAAGAAAUAUGAAUUUUUGGAAUCUUUUAGUGCUAUUAUGGAUGCUCAUCUGAGAUAUUUUAAGCUGGGAUAUGACUUGUUGAGUCAGCUGGAGCCAUUUAUUCACCAGGUAUUGACAUAUGCACAACAAUCGAAAGAACUAGCCAACAUUGAACAAGAUAAACUUGCAAAAAGAAUUCAAGCAUUCAGGACACAAACAGAGUUGGAGAGUCUAAAAGCUUCCACUAACAUGGAGGCCUCAAGACAUGCUAGUGGCAUUCAUGCUGUUGGUAUGAGUUCUUACAAAAACAUAGAAGCAAUUAUGCAAUCCACUACAAAAGGGGAGGUGCAAACGAUAAAGCAAGGCUAUCUCUUAAAACGUUCUUCAAGUUUGAGAGGAGAUUGGAAAAGGAGGUUCUUUGUACUUGACAGCCAGGGGACUUUAUAUUAUUAUAGAAAUAAGGGUACGAAAUCCAUGGGAUCUCAACCAAACUAUUCAGCUGGUUCAAUGGAACAUAAUAGCAGCAUGUUCAGUAGAUUCCGCUCAAAGCACAAUAAAGCAUCAUUACUCAAUGAAGAAAACUUGGGUUGUCAUACUGUUGAUCUCCGUACUUCAACAAUAAAGAUUGAUGCAGAAGAUUCAGAUCUGCGGCUUUGCUUCAGAAUAAUAUCUCCAGCAAAAACUUAUACAUUGCAGGCUGAAAAUGGAGCAGACAGAAUGGACUGGAUAAACAAAAUAACAGGGGUUAUUGCAUCCCUUUUAAAUUCUCACAUUCUGCAACAGAGUGAUUUAUAUAAACUGCAGCCGCACCCUGGAACAAAGCUUCUAGACAAUAAUGACUCUGCCAUUAGUGCUUAUGACGUUCGAUCAUUAAAUGGUCUUCCUGAGGAUGAUCUGAAAGUCAAUCAAGCUGAUAAUGUUUCUAAAGUUCUCAGAGAAAUUCCUGGAAAUGAUCUGUGUGCAGAAUGCAGUGCUCCUGAACCUGAUUGGGCAUCUUUAAAUCUUGGCAUUUUGUUGUGCAUUGAGUGCUCUGGUGUUCAUCGGAAUCUUGGUGUUCAUGUUUCAAAGGUAAGAUCUAUCACAUUAGAUGUCAAGGUUUGGGAACCUCCCAUCUUGGAUCUGUUUCGCACUCUUGGAAAUACGUAUUGUAACUCUAUCUGGGAGGAACUACUACUACUUCAGAAGGAAAGAUUAGGUGAAUCAAAUGUUUUCUCCUCAACAGUUAUGAAGCCAUGCCCCAAAGAUGCAAUUCACCAAAAGGAAAAAUAUAUUCAAGCAAAGUAUGUAGAGAAACAUCUUGUCAGCAAAGAAGCAACUGUAGCUGACAUUCCUUCUGCCAAUAGCAUCUGGGAGGCUGUUAAGAGUAAUAAUUUGAGAGAAGUAUAUCGCCUUAUAGUGAAAUCAGAUGUGAGUAUCAUCAACACCACCUAUGAUGAGUUGGUUGGUGUUAAUUUACAUCACACCAUUGAUGCACAAGAGUCAGAGGUUGGUUGUCACUCAGUAGAAAGGAAGCAGUAUGAUCCAAGUGUCUGUCAGAGGAUUAAGGAUUCCAGCUCUCCAGCUAAUUGUCUUCAAGGUUGUUCAUUAUUGCAUCUAGCAUGUCAUUUGGGCAAUCAAGUGAUGGUGGAGCUGUUGUUGCAAUUUGGUGCUGACAUAAACAUGCGAGACUUUCAUGGAAGGACUCCUCUGCACCAUUGCAUUUCCAGAGGGAACAAUAAAUUGGCAAAGUUUCUACUUAGAAGAGGUGUCCGUCCUUCAAUCAAAGAUGGUGGAGAUCUAAGUGCAUUGGAAAGAGCAAUGGAGUUGGGAGCCAUAACUGACGAGGAGCUAUUUAUUUUGCUUGCCGAAGGCCAAUGAGAACAUAAUGUCCCACCUCAGUGUAUAAUGUCCGCAGUACAAUGCCAUUCAGUGUAUCUAUUUUCAAUUGAACUCCAAAAUCUUAGCAUUUCAGUCAAGAUUUGAGCAAACAAACAUUCCUGGUGGCAAGACCUUUGUUGAUUGAGAACGGCCUCUCUACUCUGUAAGAGGAAAAUAUGUUGUUAAAGAAUGAUGUCUCCCAAAAUGUAUUGUAUUUCAUUACUGUCCUGGAGUUGUUGUCUUUGAAAUUGCUUGACAAAAUAAUAUGUGUUUCCUAUUCUUUCAAAGGUUCUAUGAGUUAAAAAUUUGCUUGCAGAA